Messenger RNA from Cucurbitaria berberidis CBS 394.84, 1090 nucleotides. Its product is annotated as DUF1649-domain-containing protein. The transcript is spliced from 3 exons. The record is from RefSeq and is a predicted model, not a curated record. Lineage: Eukaryota; Fungi; Ascomycota; Dothideomycetes; Pleosporales; Cucurbitariaceae. Gene Ontology annotation, biological process: autophagosome assembly; autophagy. Gene Ontology annotation, cellular component: phagophore assembly site. The coding region runs from base 253 to 831 and encodes 192 amino acids.
CCCGCAACCAACAACUUCAACACCCAUUUCUCAGCUUCCCGCAUUUCCCCAGCAUUCCUCGACCACAACCACACGACACCACAACGCUCCACUUAGGCACGCGCAAUUACUAUCGCGACCGACGCUUCCACCUUGUCACCCGACUGACCUCGCCCUGUUGCGAUCCUACGGACCAAAGACGCCGCGUGGCGCAUCGCGGGGCUUCCUCGACGACACUGACACGGUUGCGCUUCCCAGCCAGCAGAUGCCAGUAUGGAGCCCAGACGGCGGCCAGAGUACAACAUCGACAUCUUCGCGGAUGCCGCCUGUGUCAAGGAUGUCGUAAAGGCCAUACUCCACACUAUAUUCUUCCAUCGAUACUUCACCUCCAUAUCUCCUCUUACCCGCGACCUGCUCGACCUUACACUCCCGGCCAUCGAUGAUGUCGAUCUCGAGACGCUCAUUGAGCAGAGGACCUUUGCGCUGGUUCGAGCGAUAGACAGCACACACCAGCCUAGGGGAAGAGCACAAAUCGCCGUGCAGUUCUUCGAAAAGAAGAGGAGAAAGACGUACUUCUUUAGCAAAGCAGACGAGGAUGUCUGUUGGGAGCAGUGGACGCUGGACGUCACGCUCGCCCAACCACGGACUGAAACUGACGUCCUCAAAGUCCGCCGUGCCAUGACCAAAUCCCUCGAGAAAGCUGCCCAUAAGAUCAUUUCCAUAGUGAACCGCGACAAAGACCAUAUACCACCCAUCACUACGACCGAUGCAAACCCUUUUCCUUACCAGAUCGUCGUCAAUCCGAAACCUGUGAGCGAGAACGACUGGCGACCUCGGAUCGGCCUCUUCUGAGAUCCUACAAUACCGUGAGCGCGGGUUUGACGCGAAUGUAUAUACCACUCAGACUACUUAAUACGAGGCCGUUCAACACCACCUGGAAAUAACGGAGGUUGCAUAAAGCAACCAAAAGAGACGGAAAAGUUCUGGUUUCGACUCCACGGUCGAUAACUUAGACCGACCGUGGCGUUUUGGGAUCUCCUAGUGUCCAUCCCCACCCCCAAGAAAAGCCCCUUGUACAGUGUCCGCUAUGUCGGGCAAAACAUAUACCUGG